UUUCUGUAGAGUCAAUCUAUGCUAGUAUGGGUCGCUUACAGCAAGGUAGGUGGAAAAACAGGUUACUCUGUGUGUAACCAAGGCAGUGAAUCACAGCAUGUGUGAGUAAAAAAAGACAAGAACUCCUCAUCAGUUGUUAGGUAACACCAAUAUGUUGUUUUAUGUCAUGCUGCUGAAUUUAUUGUUAAUUUUUUUUCUUAAUCUGGUGUAGUAUCUUCAUAGGAGGAGAAAAGGCUGUUUCAAUGAUGUCAACAGAGUGUGUUCAGCCACUUGAUAUCCCAGAUGACAGACUGGACAAGCAAGAUUCACAGUGUAACCAUUUAGAAGAUCUUUCAGAGCAGCUGAUUAAGAGCUGUGACCUCAAAAAUAAACCAAGAAAAGGUAAAACUCUCACAGCCCCCCAGAAGACCGAACAGGAGCAAAAGAAGCCAAAGAGAAAAGAUACACCGGCUUUGCACACUCCACCACCUCUAACAGGCAUAGUUUCAGACUCAUCUGAAAAUCUGCUGAAAAGGUAUGGUAUCACAGAGAAGUCACAGAGAGAGAGAGUGACUCCAGUCUCUCAAAUCACUGAACUGAAGCAGAAAAAGCCCAGAAGAAAAGAUACACCUGCAAUACACAUUCCACCUUUGAUAACAGACACUAAGCUGUUUACAGAAGAAGAACAAACAGUGAUUAUGGAAGAUGAAGAAAAAGAUGGAGACAUAAUCCACAGUUAGAUUACAGUGGUAUUUCAAUAAUACAGUGCAAAUAAUAAUGGGUCAUUCAAAGUGGCAACACAUUAAAAAAGAUCUUUCACAUUUGUAAAUAAUUUUCUCAGUUAUACACUUGAAUUUAAACUACCAUCAAGUGCUUAUCUGCUUAUCUGCAUCUCAUAAUUCCUAGCAAGCAUCAUGGGACAUGAAUGGCAGAAAUUUCAGUUACACAGGGUUUGAAGGAUUCUGUCAGUUUACUACAAGUGGCUUCCUAGCAUUUUUGCCAAUGAGAAAUAUUGGCAAACUGAGGCAAGCCAUGACAUCACACCACAACAUCGGAAUCCACCUCAGGUCAGAUCUGGUUUUGUGCAGUGUGGUACUCAUGCAGUACCUGGCACUAGAAGUGGUAAUGCAGAGUAGUAAAACAUCAGCUCGUGAUUCAAAUUGCUUUUUUUGCCUGACACUUGACCUCAUUUGUCCAACUUUCCUUUCCUGAAAUAACACUGACCACAGUGAAAAUUCCCAUGUGCAGAGCUGAUGGGAUAGAUGAAGAAGGUGAGAGGGUCAGGAUUCAAUUCUAGAGUGUCUGAAAUGCAAAGCAAAAAUUUCAUCUGCCUGUAUCUGCUCAUGACUUGUGUCUGUAAGGAGGAAAAGAUAAAUUUAUUUUAGAAUUAAAAUUACACCUAAGGGCUCUCAGCCUUGACAGAUGCAUCAAAUAGGAUGCAGGGCAGAGAUCUCAGAGGAGAAACACUAGGGAAGUGCAAUGCCUGCAGGUAAUUGUCUCCACUGGCUUGGUGAAAGAUAAAAUUGUUGGAUAGUUGAUCCUUUUGCUCCAAAUAAUUUCUUUUCACAUCUGCUUUUUAAAUUGAAUUCUGAUUCAAUUCUUAAAUUGAAUUAGUUAGGAGAGGUUGUAAAGAUUCAAACUCACAGCAGGAAGGUAAAACUUGAAUAAAAGGAAUAAUGUUUCUCAAUGGCAUAUGCUUACUGCAAGGUGGAAGAGCAUUGUGACUUUUCAAAUAGUUUACCUCAAUGAUUCAAAUAAGAAUUGUUUUCACAGACAGCUACAGCAUUUGUAGAGAGAUGGGUAUUGGUAGAAUAUUUUACCCAAAAAAAGAUAGAACUGGACACUGUCUGCUGACCUUAAUACUCUGGGAUAGAUGGAGUAGCACUGCCAGAUGAACCCUUACGGAACUAAGCAAAGAGAUUGAAGAUUAUCUAGCCUGGUGGACAGAAUUUAGUUAUCUUUUUAAGUCACUUAUACAGACAGCUGAGGACCCUAUUAGUUUGGACUCCAUUUGCCACUGUGACUGACCCAACAUCUUUCAUGAGAAUACAGUCCAUUCACAAAUAUAUGUGAAUGUAUACUCUCAAAAUGUAAUCAAUGAGCUUACAAUAAAUAAUUGCAUGUUAAAUUGCACAAGAGGUCCACUAUAUGAUUAAUGGGAUACCUCUUACUUAGAAAGUGUACUAGUUGUUAUCCUAUUAAUCUAUCAGUGAGAUAAUACUUAAAAUAUAAAUCAUGUAUAGUUCAAGUGACAACAUAAUAUAAGAUCCACAGUAAAGUGUGGAAACAGAUGGACGUGACAGCCCUCUCCCUUGGAGAAAUAUCCCUUGAAUGGGCUAUGAUAAGAGCUUCCCAAAGUCUCAUGGAUUGAGAAAUCCUCCGUGGUCAUGGUGAGUUCCCAGCAUGCUUUGGAACCCCAUGUAGAUUUGUUGGGACUGAUUGGUUUUUCCCCCUUUGUACCACCCCUGCUUUUCCCAUAAAACCCCAGUUUCUGCCUUGUU
Passer montanus (Eurasian tree sparrow) is the source of this 2480-nucleotide messenger RNA. It is a transcript of the gene PPP1R17, whose product is annotated as protein phosphatase 1 regulatory subunit 17. Gene Ontology annotation, biological process: regulation of phosphatase activity. Gene Ontology annotation, molecular function: protein phosphatase inhibitor activity. The transcript is spliced from 4 exons. Bases 243 to 719 code for a protein of 158 amino acids. The record is from RefSeq and is a predicted model, not a curated record. NCBI's taxonomy places the organism in Eukaryota, Metazoa, Chordata, Aves, Passeriformes, Passeridae.